CGGCUGAUGAAAGCAAUGAAAAUUUGUGAAAAACACGCUGCCGACAAAUACAUCGCUCUAGUAAAUUUUCACAAAUUUGACUGCUUAGUCUUCAAAUAUGUCGGAUUCUUUUGGUGAUAUUUCAAGUUCAAACUUCGGCACGACUCCUGGUGUCAGCGGCAACGCCGACCUUCAAGAAUUCGUCGAGAAAGAGCAACAAAGGGCGCAGUUCAGUGCUCAGGUCCACAACUUCAAUGAUAUCUGUUGGGACAAGUGCGUUGAGAAGGUCGGGACAAAGCUGGACAGCCGCUCCGAGACGUGUCUGGUCAACUGCGUGGACAGGUUUAUCGACGUCUCUCUUUUUAUCACCAACAGAUUCGCACAGCUUCUGCAGAAGAGCGGUGGUGGAAUGUGAAAUUUCACAAAUGGAACGAACGUGAUUUGUUUUAAGCGGACUAUAGUCAAUUUAAUGCGAGAUCUUUAAAUACAUGUCAUUGGAUUGGUGGAAGAGAUCAAGGUCCUGGCCGGAAAAUCAAUUUCAUUCCUCAGGAUUUCCGAGACAGAACCUGGUUGUUUCACUUAAGAGUUUUGGUGUUGUUUAAAAAGUUGGAAUAUAUGUCAGUUAUUCUGAAUUAAACAAAAACAUCUAAUUGACUUUUCAUGAAUUUUUUAUUUCCAUCCGUGAGAACAUAAUUGUUUUGUGUGUGAGGUUGGUAAAUUAAGUAGAGCUGAAAAACACCAGGGGACAUGAAAAAGGGGCAACGAACGCCAGAGGUUCAAGGACAAAAUCUGAUAAAAAUGAUCAUGAGUUGGAGUGAGCGAUUAAAAAUUAAUAAUUAAAAUUCUAGAAUACAAAAAAAA
This is a messenger RNA of Neocloeon triangulifer, 840 nucleotides long. It is a transcript of the gene Tim8, whose product is annotated as mitochondrial import inner membrane translocase subunit Tim8 B. NCBI's taxonomy places the organism in Eukaryota, Metazoa, Arthropoda, Insecta, Ephemeroptera, Baetidae. The record is from RefSeq and is a predicted model, not a curated record. The transcript is spliced from 2 exons. Bases 98 to 394 code for a protein of 98 amino acids.